Molecule: messenger RNA, 2491 nt
Organism: Vanrija pseudolonga
Lineage: Eukaryota; Fungi; Basidiomycota; Tremellomycetes; Trichosporonales; Trichosporonaceae
Gene: mat2b
Product: Methionine adenosyltransferase 2 subunit beta
Exons: 7
Coding region: 1-945 (314 amino acids)
Biological process (GO): S-adenosylmethionine biosynthetic process
Cellular component (GO): methionine adenosyltransferase complex
Molecular function (GO): methionine adenosyltransferase regulator activity
Source: RefSeq, a predicted model, not a curated record
AUGAGCGCCGCGAAAGAAGCAGCCCCCAAAGUCGUCGUCGUGACUGGCGCGUCUGGCCUCCUCGGCCGCGCCGUCACCGCCGCGUUCACGAAGCGCGGGGACGCCGUCAUCCCGCUGGCGUUUACGCGUGCGGACAGCGACAAGCGAUACACCAAGCUCGACCUGACGGACACUGCGGCGGUCGAGGCGUUCUUCGACAAGACCAAGGUGGACGUCGUCGUGCACGCUGCCGCUGAGCGUCGGCCCGACGUCGCCGAGGCGAACCCCGCCGCGGCGGAACGCAUCAACGUCGCGACCUCUGCGCAUCUCGGCGAGCUGGCAAAGAAGCACGGCUUCACGCUGCUGUACAUCUCGACAGACUACGUGUUCAGCGGCCGCGCGCCGCCGUACGAGGUGCACCACACGCCCGACCCGCUGCAGAUGUACGGGCGGCAAAAGCUCGCGGGCGAGGAGGCCGUCGUCGCGUCGCGUGAGGGCGGCGCAAACUCGGCGAGCUUGCGCGUGCCUGUGCUCUUCGGACGCGCAGAGUACAAUGCCGAGAGCGCGGUGAAUGUGCUCGUUGACGUGGUCAAGGACCAGAGCGGGAAAACGUACACUAUGGACCACUACCAGAUUCGUAACCCCACCAACGUGGACGACGUCGCGCGGGUGCUGUACGACCUGGCGCACCUCACUCGCCCGCUCCCCCCGAUCCUUCACUUCCGCUCCACCGGCCCCCAGAUGACAAAGUGGGAGAUGACGCAGGUCAUCGCCCGCGCGCUCGACCUGCCCCUCGACCACGUCACGCCCGUGUCGGCCAAGCCAGAGACCAAGCCCGGCCAGACCGAGCGCCCGUGGAACACGGAGCUCAGCGUCGCCGCGCUCGAGGAGCUCGGCGUCAGCACUGCCGAGGAGAAGCCGUUCACCCAGUGGUGGCCCGAGUAUCUUGCCGCCGAGCACAAGUGAGGCAAAAAAGCACAAGUAUGAGAGUGCAUCUCGAUCUAGAUAUAGAAACCAUGCCAUGUCCGCCCCGCCGCAACCCGCCGCCUACUUUUGCCGCCUCUUCUCAGUCACCUUUUUGCUCUUGGCCGUCUUGAUCUGGCCGCUCGAGCUAGGUGCGGCCUUGGCGGGCGCCGCGCUCUUGUCCUUGGCAAUCUUGAUGCCCUUGGUCUUGAGGAGGUGGACGCGCUUGCCCUCCUUGAUGAUGGCGUCGUCCUCGGCAGCGUCGAACACGGCCUUCUUGGGCUCCUCCUGUCCCUCGGGCACAAUGUCGCCCGUGACCUCCUCCUCCUCCUCGGCCUCGGUCGCCUUCUUGCCGCGCUUGCCGACCUUGAACUUGGCGACAAAGAAACCGUCCAUGUUGUGCUUGUGGGGGUAGUAUCGGCGCGUGAGGUUGACAGUAGGGUUGAAGUGCUUGCCCUCAAACGACGUGAAGCCCUCGACACCAAACUCGAGGCCCGUGGAAACGAGCUUGCAGUGUGGGCGCUUGCGGAGCGCGUAGUCGACCACGCUCUCGUUCUCGUCAACAGUCACCGAACACGUCGAGUAGACGACGUAGCCGCCCGUUGCAGAGUUGGCGUUGACCGAGUCGAGCGCACACAGGAUGAGCUGCUUCUGCAGGUGGGCGAGCAGCUGGAAGUCGCGCUCGCUCUUGUUCACCUUGACACUGGCGUCCUUGCUGAUGACACCGGUGCCCGAGCAUGGCGCGUCGAGGAGCACACGGUCAAAGCCGCCCAUGACUCUUGGGAACUCGCGCGCGUCGUAGUUGCAGACGACAACGUUCUUGCAGCCCAUGCGGUGGACGUUGGCAGUCAGCGACUUUGUGCGGGCCUUGUUGCUGUCGUUGGCGAACACGACACCAGUGUUUUGCAACAGGGCGGAAAUGUAAGUCGUCUUGCCUCCAGGAGCCGACGCCAUGUCGAGGACACGCUCUCCAGGCUGGGGAGCGAGCGCGAUAACAGGCAGGAACGACGACGCAGCCUGGAGCAUGUAGUGGCCAGCCAGGUACUCUGGCGUAGCACCGAUAGGCACGGGCGACUCGAACACCUGCAGGCCGACCUUGGACCACUUGCCAAUGGGCUCAAGGUUGGCGCCGCGGUUGAUGAGCGCCUGGGCGAGGUCACGUCGGCGUGUCCGGAGCGUGUUGGCACGGAUGGUAACAGGGCGAGGGGACUCGUUGGACUCGAAGAAGGCAAGCGCCUCGUCGGCCGUGAACAGGCGCAUGAGCUUGUUGACCAGGAAGUGGUUGUAGCCAAAGUACGUCGCAAUGUCGUGCUCGAGCUGGACGAGGUGGUCGGACCUAGACUUGCCGGGCACGCCGAUCGACGUCUUGUCGUCCUUGCCGCUGCAGACGCCGACGAGCCAGCGCAUGCGCUGCUCAACGUCGCGCAGGGACACGCCGUGUUCGUGCUCCUCCUCGAUGCCGUCGACCGCAGGGAGGGUGUAGCUCUCUUCGAGGUCGUCCUCAAGGUUGGUCUGGAUCGCGCCAUCCUCAUCGUCGUCCUCGUCGUCG